Molecule: messenger RNA, 1607 nt
Organism: Bacillus rossius redtenbacheri
Lineage: Eukaryota; Metazoa; Arthropoda; Insecta; Phasmatodea; Bacillidae
Exons: 6
Coding region: 270-1142 (290 amino acids)
Source: RefSeq, a predicted model, not a curated record
AUUUUAGGUUACGUGCAAAAGGCGUCUGUUUGUGUGUUUUGGCCCUUGGUUUUGUGUAAGUGUAAAAUUUGUGCUUUUUCUUUCUUUUCUAAAAUAAAACAUGAGAUAUAUCGUUGCAUAAUAAUCGUUUACUGUAGCAUAAACAAACAUUAAAAAUUUUGGGAUGGUAAAUGGUAGCUGCGGUUGGCUGCGAGUACUGAACGAUGGGUGUGCCUUGGUAGUCUGUGGAGAAUGGUUUUUCCACACACUGCGCCUGUGAAUCGAGGAGAAUGGCUUGUUCUGCUAAACCAGCGCGUGUCGUCCUGAAGCGAGCUGCCAAGGCGCGCGCUCAGGAAGCCAUAGCGGUAGAUGCCAGCGAAGCUGUAGUUUCAGCCUGGGAGCAGGCUAAGAGAAUAAAAGCUAAUCGGGAAGAUAACGAAGAACAGAAAAAAGAGAAGAAGGAUCUGCAAGCGGAGAAUGUGCCUCUGUAUGCCAAAACUGCUGCUUACGGUUUGAUGAUUCCAUGUGGUAUAAACUUCCUUAACAUCGAGGAAGAUACCAAGUGGGAUCCAGAUUUGUCCCAAGAUGAGUCCGACACGGACCCCUUGAGCAUUGGCGAGGUCGCAGUGAAGAAGGAGCCAGUGGUAAAAGAGGAAGUUGCCAUGCCUGUCCUGCGUGAUCAGUUUCCCGAGGAGACACAGGCCAGCAGUUUUGUUAAAACUAAAGCCAGUUCCUUCGGUACGUGUGUGGGAACCUUCUCUGGUUUGGACUUCCUUAGAGAACAUGAGACUCUUGGCAGCGCUAGUGACAUGUACAACAUGUCGUUGGACUCGAAAAACAUUUUCAUGCAUUUCCUGGAGCAUUCGGAAGAGGACAGUCCUUGCUACGUGUACAGCGAUGUAAGUCAAGAAUUCGAACAGGGAAGUGACUUCGUGACGAGCGAUUCUUUCAAGCAGGAAAGUGAUUACGUAAUUAGUGAGUCUUUCAAAGAGGAGAGUGACUUUGUGACGAUUGAGUCUGUGAAACAGGAGAGCAAGGAUGACGGCGGAUGCGUCAGCAAAGACGACGAUGAUGAGUUGUUUUCUUGUGCUUUCUGCUCUGCCAACUUUCACCAUAGGCGCACAAUUGCUGCACAUCUUAAGACUCACGAAACUCAUAGUUGAGAAAAAAAUUUGCUGUGAAAAUUUUUUAUGCCAAUUUCUAUUGGAAGAAUUUGUUUUUUUUUUUAAUUAAAGGACAUUCUCUGGUUCGUGAAGCUAAGUUUCCAUUUAAAAAUAGAUUAUCAUGUACAUAUUUUAAACUGGCAGUGUGAAACCAUUAUUGUGUGAUAUUUAUUACGCCAUUUUACUCAUGAGAGUAUCCUGAAUGUACAUAGACAUAUAUUUAAUAAAGGGGAACAUGCCUGUGUCAGUGUUUAGAAUUAGUGGUAAAAAGAAAAAUGAAGUAAGGCAGAGACCCAAAACAUGAACAUAAAAAAAAUUGAUUUUUAGUUUGUAUUAAAUUGGCCGAAAAUGCUUUGUGAUUGGCUAGAUACCACGAGGCAAAACUCACUUGGCGGAACAAUGCUUUCUCCUCCAGUUUGAAGACUGUAUCGAGAACAGUGUCUAAUUAAAUCUUUCUUAAGCGGG